CAGGUUCCCGUUCAGGACUGCAGAUUCCACCUUAAAACCUCCUCUCGAGUUAAACUUUUCGCCGCAACUCCGUCGGUCCACCUUAAGCGCACACGCAAACGCAGGAGGCGUACAGCGAGGUUUCCGCUUCUCGGUUGGACUCGGACCGCGGCUCAUGAAAAACACGGUGUACAAGGUUGACGCACCAAGGUAAGAAAAAAAAAAAAAAAAAAACCUAGUAAGAAAAGCGAACCAGCCGAGCGAGAGAAAGAUGUCUGAAUCCAAGUACCGCGAGUGGAUCCUGGACACUAUCGACUCGCUGCGGUCGCGAAAAGCUCGGCCGGACUUGGAGAGGAUUUGCCGAAUGGUCCGGAGACGACACGGGUCCGAGCCCGACCGAACCUGCGCGGAACUGGAGAAACUGAUCCAGGAGCAGACGGUGCUGAAAGUUAACUACAAGGGCUCCAUUUCGUACCGAAACGCCGCCAAGGUUCAGCGGAGAAGCAGAAAAAAAGACGAUGUAACGUUAACGACGGCUGCGAGGAGGAGCGCGGUGGAAGAAGCCAGUCAUUCUGACCUGAGCAACGGGGACAGCGCGUUUGGUCCCGUGGACCAGGACGAGGAGGACCUGGAGGCUGACACCUCUCUGGUGAUGGACACGGACAGUAAUGCAGAUGAGGAAGGGGCUGAGGAGAGCCGGGAUGGGCAGGACGGACCCUCUCCCGGCGGCACGGAUGAAGAUGCCGCCGUGCACUGCGCCUCUGUGCGAGCCGUCUCUGCCCCCUGCUCCCCCUCUGGCACCCGGCCCGGCCCCAGCCCCAGCCCUGGCCCCAGCCCUGGCCCCAGCCCCGGCUCCGGCCCCGGCUCCGGUCCAGACUGUGCCUCUCCCCAGAAGGUUGAUGAGAGGCCCAGCUCCUUGCCCUCCUCCAGCCCCCGAGCCCUCGCACACAAUGACUGGCCCUAUCAUUCUGCUGUCUGCCCAGCCGAGCGCCAGCAACCAGGAAUGCAGAGAGACAAAGCAGCAGCCACAAAGCCAGCAAUCCACUCUGCAACCAUCAGCCCCUGCACUUUAAAGAACCACGUGAAGAAAGAAGAUGGAGGCAAGGUGGUGGAUAGUGGCCUUUUGUCUGACCAGUUGGUACCAGACUACGCUGCAGGGAUGGAUGAGAGCAAGAAUGGUUGUGAUGGAAGACCACAGGGACUGUCUCUGCCGUCUGACAACUGUGCAUUAAAGAACAACAUAGAUAUAUCUUCCUUCACAGCAGACGAAGAGAGUCUUCUGAACGGUGAUAAAGGGGAUGAAGUCUCUGUGAAGAAAGAGAAGAUGAACCAGAACUUAAUGCAGUGGACGGUGGCAGAUGUGGCCAGUUACUUCUCAGCUGCAGGCUUUCCAGAGCAGGCUGUGGCGUUCAGAUCCCAGGAAAUUGAUGGGAAGUCCCUUCUCCUAAUGCAGCGCAGCGACGUGUUGACCGGUUUGUCUAUCCGACUCGGCCCCGCCCUCAAAAUCUAUGAGCGCCAUGUAAAGGUGCUUCAGAGGACCCACUUUCUGGAAUACGAAGACCUCUGAAGUGGUGAUUCACAUGACAGACAGACAAUGCUGCAUUGACCCAAAACAUGCAUGCAGUGACCUCUCCCAUCUAGAUCCUGCCCGCCACCUUCAUAUACAGAGUAUGUAGAGGGUGAGUGGGGAGUGGAGGAAAGCUGCGGUGGAAUUAACUUUCACUGUGAGAAAGACCAGAAACUGAAAAAACAGUCAUCCUACCUCUCAUCAUGGUCUUUGGUUUUCAAAUGGUAUUCAUUUCAUCCAUGUGCCGUUCGAUUGAAUUGUCAGGGCGACAGACUGGUACGUUCAGAGAAUGUUCUGAGCGGAGGAGCAAUGACCUUUCUAAAUUAUGGACAAUUCAGCCAUUGAAGGGGGACCGAGCCUUGCACUAAGUGGACCACCAAUGAGCUCAUUUACCCACAGAGACCUGCUGCACUGCGUAGUGCCGCGAGCAAAGUGUUGUCACAGUUUUGGGUCCACAAGUAAAUGUUGGGGUGGCUGUGGCUCUAAAAUGUCCUCCUGCAUCUUCGCUCGCUAAAUUACGGUACCUUCUGUUAGUCCAGAACCUCUUUGUUAAUCACACAGAUAAACAUAAAGCCCAUCUGUUGUGAGUUUUCCUUCUAUUCCGUUUAAUUAAAUGUCAUCAAAGUGCUGAGGAAGUCAGACAUUCUACAUAUCUGCAUCACAAGUCUGACUCCUGAGUUAUCAUGCCACCAAUAGCUGCUGAUGUUUCAUUAAGUCUUCAGUGUCUCUGUAACACAGACCACUGAUAUGAUAUACUACUACCUGCUGGUAAGGCAAUAUGUUUUUGUUUUUUCCUGUAAUGUUAUUUAGGUCUGACUGUGGUCCAACUUAAUACAGUUGCAUUUUGGGGAACAAUUUCAGAUGGAUGUGACCAGGAAAAUGUGCAGCCUAAUGGAAUUUGCUUUCAUACAUAAGCAAAAUAAAGUAAUACACUUUGGGAAACGUUAUUGUAAUACUGAAUAUGUUGUUUUAAAUCGAAUACAGCUGCUCAGUGUCUGUUUACACAGCAGAUAUCUUGAUCAAAUGCAAUAUUUAAUGUUAUCGUCCAUUUAUAAUUUGUCCUGUGUCUCUUUUUAAUGUAAGCCAGCCUCUUGAAUUGUAACAUUCCAUUUGAUGUAGUCUACAUCUCCAAUGUAUUUCCCGUUUUAUCUGUAACAUUGACACUUCUUCCAAAGUCACAAAUAAAGCUCAUG
Anoplopoma fimbria (sablefish) is the source of this 2739-nucleotide messenger RNA. RefSeq names its product sterile alpha motif domain containing 1a (gene samd1a). The record is from RefSeq and is a predicted model, not a curated record. Gene Ontology annotation, molecular function: DNA binding; protein binding. Lineage: Eukaryota; Metazoa; Chordata; Actinopteri; Perciformes; Anoplopomatidae. Bases 251 to 1546 code for a protein of 431 amino acids. The transcript is spliced from 7 exons.